CAUUUGGUAUGCUAUUUACUUUGGCAUUUGGUACAGACUUCAAUACUACACGAGUUAACUUCAGUCAUUAUUGUGCACUGAACUCGGGCGUUACAUAAUGUAAAAGCGUUCGCGAAUAUAUUAAGAGAUUUCCAAUAUUACACCAUUAUCAACCUUUGCCAAUGGAGAAAUUUUCUUUCAGUGUUUAACUCCCAUCGAUUUUUUUAUUGCCAACUUCUCUCUAAAAAUGUUAAUAAUGCCAAUAUUGGUAGUGAAAUUAUUGCUCUAUAAUAGGGGUUGUUUGUGUAUUUGUAGUCGAAUUGUGUCAAGAGAGUGCAAAGCUCUCUGCUUCGACUUUAGAAAUUAAAGUAAAAAACAACCACCAUUAGCUUAAUGCUCGAACCCUAGGACCAACAUCAAUACCGUAGAAGUUAUACUAAAUAAACAACUAACUCGAAAGCCAGACGAGAAACACGCUCUCUCUCUCUAAAAGGCGAGGCCGUAUCUGCAUAUUUUUCGGUGCCGGCUAAUAAAUGGCUAUCGCCGUUAGAAUAGAAUCUAUAGGUUGACUCAACGAGUCUACGAGUUGCCUUCGUAGACAUCGAUUGUGCCGCCAUCGUAACAGUUGUCGCUGUCGUUGGCGUUGGCGUUGUCAGCGUUGACUUUGCUGUUAGUUUAUGUAUUGUCGCAUUAAACAAAUUCAAAAUUUGCUCCUAAGUUUAUUUAAUGUGUUGGACUCGUCGUGAACGCAACAAUCACUCGCGCUUUCUAAGUCCGAUUGCCUGUUGAUUUUCGGUAAAAACUAUGAAAAAAUAAACUGUUUUAAAACAAACUUUGUGAAACCUUUAGCAACCCCUUUCGUCUUAAAUCGGUACAAAUUAUUUGAAGUGUCCUAUGCUUGCGUGGAUUUAGUGGCCUGUGACGACAAGACCAAAUAUUUAUUAGUAAUUAAGAAUCCAAAUAAUAUGUGUAGAAAAGCUUUAACCACUAGUAAAGGUUAAAGAAGAAAUAGUUAGUUCGAAAAAUAAAAGUGCCUAAUGUUUGUGUUUAAUAUAUUUUUACAAAAGUCUCCAAAACAAGAAAAAUAAGAAAAAAACUAAGAAUUAUAAAGCUCCUUAAAUAUAUGUAUGCAUGUAUAUUAAAAAGUGACUUAUCAAAUUAGUGUUAAAGAAAUACAGAAUAUUAAGACGAUUUUGCUUUAGUAUAUCUACUAAAUUGCAAAUAUGCAUAUGUACAAACAUAUGUAUGUAUAUGCAAAACUCGCAAAAACUUAUGUUUGAAAUCUGUUUGAAAGGGAAAUUUUAUUUUGAAUGUCUUUGCAUCUGCCUUCGUAAAUACAUUUAUGUAUAAAAUUUAAAGUUAGUUUAACGUUACCUACAAAUGAGGAUGGAUUAUAUGGGCGGCGAAAAAACUCAUACUUUAUGAAUGUAUAUUUGAAUGUGAUACAAGUAAUAAAAAUAAGAAAUAACAAAAAAGAAGUUUGAAACACGCCAUUCAACGCUUUUAUCUGUGAUUUUGCGCUGUAAUAAGUCGCAUUAGUAUAUUUUUUUGGGCUUUGGUCUAAAAACGAAAUUAAAAUCAUAAGACAACAUAAUGUUUAACCUCAACACACCAUCGUCAUUGCUGGGCAUCGAUUGCUCUGGCCUAAGCACAACACCAAAAACUCCUGAAAUUCUGAACUCUUUGAUCGCAAUGACAAAUCCGAUGGACAACUAUAGCUUCGCACCUUUAAAUAAUGAUUCAGCUGCAUCAACUCCAGGUAGCGCUGUCUCAAUGCGCAGCUUUAAUGGAACCUCGAACGCCCAGAUCAUAUCGCAAGAUAGUAGUCAUUCCAGCUCUUCAACAUCACCUGCAGACUCGCCUAGUGGGAUAAAUACUACUCCAAGUGUUCAACAGACGUGUUCGCAACUUAUUAAGGCUGGACUUAAGCUUUCAAUUCAAAGCAAGCGAAAGCUGUCUACCUGUGAUUCAAGCUCUAGCUCCGAUCAGCCAAACUCCAAAUAUUCCCGUCCUGAUGAAGAUGGCGAAGAAUCAACGGAUGAAGAAAUUGAAUGUAAGACGUCUUCAAAAGGUCUAACACCAGAGGAUGAGGAUCGACGGCGACGACGCCGCGAACGCAAUAAAAUCGCAGCUACCAAAUGUCGCAUGAAGAAACGCGAGCGCACCCAAAACCUUAUAAAAGAGUCGGAGCAAUUGGAAACCCAAAAUGUGGACUUAAAAACCCAAGUUCGGUCAUUAGAAGUUGAACGUCGCAAAUUACUUGAUAUGUUGCAAGGCCAUUCAACAACUUGCAUACAUGCAGGUGGAUUAAAUUUACCUUCUAAACUAUUGCAUUCACCAGCUCAUAAGUACCUCACCGCCAUUGAUAUGGAUGACAAUAGUACUGCCAAUGGAGACAUGUCUACAGCAAACGCCACAGUUAAUAGAAUUCAGUCCCAAACGCAACAACAAGUUCAAGUUAACAACACUUUUAGUAAUCAGUCAACUCAUGGAGCACAACGCACUGUAAUCCCACCAAUGUCAACCAUCAAAUUUCCACGGAGUGCAGCAGCUGUUGCCGCUGCUGUUAAUCAGCAACUGCAUCAACUACCAACACAACAACAGCAUUUGCCAAAUGGCUAUUGCAAGCCGUCACCAACGCCACAGGAGCUUGGAUAUAUAACUUCCCCGUCACAAGAAAAUAUAUGCUUGCCUGCCAACUUACCGAAACUUUCGUCACAAUCUUCUGCUACCCCCCAAAUUGGGACUGCCACCGUAGUUUCUUCCAUUAACCAGCAGCUCUCUGAUUACAUUCCUAACUGUGAAAAUAGUCUUGGUUUGAUAUUAGCCCAUACUCCCACCUCGGUUCAAAGCAAUGACGACGGCAGUGUACUACUUGGUGACAUUGUUAGCCCCCUUUCAGUCAUGCCUACACCUACGACGGCGACAGAAUUCGUAAAAAAUGAGCUAGUCGACUCACAAAGCCCCUACACCACCGCUCAAUCAGCAGAACGUUUCCUUUUUGAGAGUAAUUGUGACAGUUACGUAGACAUUAAACAUGCUGUCAGCUUACAUCAUGGAAGUCUCAAUAAUAAUAAUAACAACAAUAAUAGCAUCACAGCUCUACAUCAAAGCAGCAAUAAUAACCUUAUGGAUUUCAAUACCUCCCUGGUAGGUGGAAGUAGUGGGAUUGUACCUUUCCACGAUCAAAUAUCGAUUAAAAAUGACUACUUGCACGACGCUGAUUUGUUGGCACAACUCACCGGAGAUGGUGCUGAAUUUGUGGACCUUGAUUCUAGUGUUGCGGCAACAUUCAUGACAAACAAUGGAUGUUUGGCGUAAAUUCGAUUUUAUAGUUAUUGAGAAGAAAAUUAGAAAAUGUUUCUUCUUUCAGUUAAAAAAUUAAGCAUCCCAGUGAAUAUGGCAAACGUGCAGUUAUUAAGGAUUAAGUAAAUAACAGGUAAAGGGUCAAACAGAGGCAGCACUGACUACAAAUGAAUAGUUAGUCAGAGCCAACCACUUGAAAUUAGAAAACGUAGUACGAAAGUACGUACGUUUUAUUAUGUCACGUUCUCCAAUCAUAACAUCCUAGUAUUAAAGUAAGUAAAAGGUAGUCUAGGCUUCGUAGAACUGGUACGGUAUUUCAAUAACACAUGCGUAUACACUCCUAAUUGUGUUUUAAGUCUUCCACUAAGUAAUGUUGAAUUUAUUUAUAUGCGUACCUUUUUUGCAUUUGAUUAAUACCUUCCAAAAUCAAUUUAAUCAUUUCUAUACCAGUUAACUAAAUGAAGCCCGGUUACCACCAAUCUCGAAUAUUUUAAUUGACUUGGUGGUUUUAAAAAUUCAUAUAAAACCAAGAGUUUUAGACGAGAACCUUUGGUGGCUUUACUACCUCAACGAUCCAAAAGAAACAGGAUAAUCUGUAAAAUUUCGUUACAAUCUGCAAAUUGGUAACUGUAGGGCUUUCAUAGAUUGAGAAUAGCUCUAAGGAAAUUUUUGUUUUAUAUUUUUUCUAUUGACAUACAUAGCAUUCCAAAACUACAAAACCAGUAGACAUAAAAUUAAAUUGCUAAAUAUUUUAUAAACAUAGCUAUUUGAAGAAUCCCAUCCGCAGCAGUAAUUACUAUUUUUAAUAGCUACAAUAUUUAUUUUAUUCUUAAUAAAAGGCACAUUUUAUAGAUUAGCUUUGUAAUAUCAAGGUCCGAUAAAGGUAAACAGAUCUGAGUGAAAUUCUUAAAAAUCAAAGUAAAACUGCAAUGAAUUAAAUAGUAAUUAAUAUGUUAAUGAGAUUAGGUGUGUAAGAAGCCCAUCAUUUUUAUAUUUACUAACUUCAAAAUUUUAUAUACGAAGAUUUGUGUAUGCGAAGGUUAUGCAAAAUAACUGAGCUACGUAAUUGAUAUUUUUUAUAUGCUUUCUAAACCUUUAUAUAUAGUUGUAUUUAUUUUAUUUAGGUUUUAAUUGUACAGAUAUUUUUAUUUUGCAAUUUAGUAUUUAAACAGAAAUUAUGAUAUUAUAUAUAAGUGAUAUAUGUGCGCAUAUGUAUGACACUCCAUAUGUAUGCAGUAAUUUAAGAAAUUGUAUGCCUUAUAUAAACAGAACUAGCAACAACCAAUGUAACCUACGAUCUGCUUAAAACUAAACUCAGCUAACCUCAUAUUUUAUAAAUAUUAUAUAUUAAUGUAUAAAACUAAUAUAUGUAUGUACUAAAAUAAAGAAAAAACCUAUGAAAAGUUUACAAGCGAAAGUUAAAAAUAUUCGAUGUUCAAUGUUGCCUUAAAUGUUCAUUAAAACGAAUAUAAUCUAAAAACAAAUGAAUGAAACGAAAUAGAUUGAAUAAAGAAUUACCAUUCUAAAAGUGCGCUUAAAACAAAAUCUUUCUAUUUUCCAAUUAUACACGUACGGAAACCACAUUAAAGAUGUAAAUUAUCAUGCACACUUGUUUGUAAUCAAUAAAAAUGUUUUUGCAACGAAAAUUGUAUUUUAAUAGAAAAAUUCAACGAAUAAAAAUGAGAUAAAUAUAUGCGCAUAUUUAUUUAUAAAAUUAAAUGGUCAAAAUCUGUAUGCAUACGUGUUAAUAAAAAUGACAAUUUGAAUACUUUAGCUGAGAAUACCGAUUUUAGGGCGGACUUAAGACACAAAUGAUACGCCAAGUAUUUUAAAUAAAAUAUAUGCGGUUGCAUGUGCCUUCUAUUUAAUGCUUCGUUUUUUAGUAAGUAACGAACAAAAUAUUAAAUGUGGGAUGUGUAAAUAAAACAAAGAGAUUGAAAUUUUACUAUAUUCAGAAUUGAGCAUAAAGUUAAAUAUUUGGAUCUAAUGUUCUCUUUAAUGCAAUUGAUAUAAAAGAUAUAGAUAUGCACAUGUCUAUAAUCUAAAAGUAACAAUGUGGCCGAAUAAUAGUUAUACAAAUUAUUUCGGUUUAACAAAUUUUUGCAAAACGAACUUAAUCACAAUGUAUAAGUGCCUAAUAAUGUAUGUAUGUAUGAUAUAAUAUAUAACAUAAAUCUAAAAUGAAAAGAAAAUGACAGUAGCAAAACGAAAACAAAAUAUAAAACAAAUGGCUUUUCAUAUUUAAAAAGUUUUCCAUGUUUUACAUGCACAUAUUUAUGUACUCAAAAAUAUACAAAAACUAAAAUUUCAACGGUUGAUAAAUUUUAUUAUAUGAAAUCAAAAGUAUUAGUUAAUGUAAGGCAACAAUGCCAAAGUAAACAAGCGAAAAAACUAUAGAACACUUUCCUAUUUGUGAAAGUAAGUGGCGACAGGCAGACCUACAUACAUACAUGUAUAUAGAUGAGAAAAUCAUAAUUUGUUUUCAUGCCACUCAGCAUUUGAAUAUUAAUAUUGACAUGAAUUCUUUGGAGCCGCAAAAAAAUAUGUGUAUAUGUACGUUUAAGAGGCACUCUAAUUAAAAAAUUAGGCAACACAGUUACCACAAAAAAAUAUAACUAUGAUGUUAGAAUCAAAUAAUUAAUCGAUGAUUAAUGAUUACAAAUUCAAAAUAAAAAAAAUAUAUAUAAUUCUGCGUAAAAUUAAAUAACAGUCAUUGAAUCAGUACUUAUUUGUAAGCAAUUGCCAACAACUGCACAUUUUUUUUAAACGAAAAUGAAACAUAAAUAAGUAUUCGCUUGUUAGUCUAUUUUUGAGUCAGCUAUUUCAGAAUGUUAAACUUGAACCUAUCACCAGUGGAAAAAAGUACAAAAUAGGAAAAUAAUUUUAAGUUACACUAAUUUUUAUAAAUUGAAUAACCUAACGCAAAGUCAUAUACAAAUAAAUUAAGUCAGAAUUUAGCGCUACAAAAGUACCUGCUCGGUAUACAGUACCUUUUGAAUGGCGUAAAACAGCUUGAACAAUCUAAAGAAUUUUUUCAUAAAUAAACUUACAGAAUCUUAUGUGCAAUUGUUGGUAGUUUUAUAUUUCAUUAUAUAAAAAACAAAAAAAAAAUUGAUAAAAUGUGUGUCCAUAAUAUAUGAUGUUAUAAUAUCAAUUGAUUCAGAGCUUUCCAUGUAUUUAUUUCAAGAGGAAAUUAUGAGUGUCAAAAGGCUUACAAAUAAAAAAAUAUUAACAUGUUUUUGACGUGUGCAAAAACAUACUUAAAUACUUGUAUAUUUGUAUUACGCCUAGUCCACUAUAUAAUCCAAGCCAACAAAUAUAUACAUAUAUUAUAUGUAUAUGCCUGUUUGUUUAUAGAAUGGUUCAAUAUACAUAUGUUUGUUUUUAAUUUUGUUACUAUUUGUUUUAAGAAUUUGUUUUAUGUUAUAUUAUGUUUGUAUAAAGGCAUACUAAAUAACAGUAUGUUGUUGAUAUAAAAUAACUUAUUAAUACGUAACCAAAAAAAUGCACACCCGCAACCUCAAAUAAAAAACGCUAGAGGCAUAUACCUUUUAUUAUGCUUAUUUUUGUUUUACUUUUGUCUGUUCUGAAUUAUAUGUUUUAGUAGAUUAUAUGUAUAUUUACAUAUAUGUACGUAACUAAAAUCUUGUCAACUUUACAUAAUAUGAAAUAGUUAUAUAUGUAUGUCUGUAUAUUUAUCACAACUGAAAAGUGAACAAUUACCAAUUGCACACACACACUUUUUAAACUGCAUUGGUUCGAUGUUAGAUAUUCGACCUCACAUAAGUUCGACAAAACAAGAAAAGAAGUCUACCGUAUUUAAAUAAAAAAAAUACUAUGAAAAAAUGUUAUUAAAUGGCACUCAACAAAGUACUUACGUACUACAAACAAAUUUUGGGACAGGUGCACAUUCGUGGAAAAUUAAAAGAUUAAAUACUAAUUACUAAAACCAAAAAUAAAAAAUAAAUGCAUUAAAACAGCCGAGAA
Bactrocera oleae (olive fruit fly) is the source of this 7272-nucleotide messenger RNA. It is a transcript of the gene Atf3, whose product is annotated as Activating transcription factor 3. Gene Ontology annotation, biological process: regulation of transcription by RNA polymerase II. Gene Ontology annotation, molecular function: RNA polymerase II cis-regulatory region sequence-specific DNA binding; DNA-binding transcription factor activity, RNA polymerase II-specific. Lineage: Eukaryota; Metazoa; Arthropoda; Insecta; Diptera; Tephritidae. Gene Ontology annotation, cellular component: nucleus. The record is from RefSeq and is a predicted model, not a curated record.